AGCAGCAGCACCACUCUCAGUCUAUCAGCGGGACUCCAGGAACUCACUUCCCCAGCUGCUGACGUCAGCUGGCAGCCUGGGCUGUGCUCGCCGCUUCGGACAUAAGCGCCGAGGAAAAAUGCUGCUCUCCGUGCCGCCAAGGGCAGGAAUCAACCCAUACAACGGCUAUAACAGCAGAAACAGCAAAAAGCAGGCCUAUGUGUCCUCCGGCCACCAAAUGGCUCCCCCCAGUCCCAACACCAACAGUAGUAGCAACAAUAGCGGCGGGGGAGGGGAACAGCUGAGUAAAACGAACCUGUACAUCCGCGGCCUCCAUCCGGGGACCACGGACCAAGACCUUGUCAAGCUCUGCCAACCGUAUGGCAAGAUUGUAUCGACCAAGGCCAUCUUGGACAAAACCACCAACAAAUGUAAAGGGUAUGGCUUUGUGGACUUUGACAGUCCAGCAGCAGCACAGAAAGCUGUCACGGCCCUGAAGACCAGCGGGGUCCAGGCUCAGAUGGCCAAACAACAAGAGCAGGAUCCCACCAACCUCUACAUCUCCAACCUGCCAGUAUCUAUGGAUGAACAAGAGCUGGAGAGCAUGCUCAAGUCCUUCGGCCAGGUCAUCUCCACACGCAUCCUCCGAGAUGCCAACGGGACCAGCCGCGGAGUUGGAUUUGCCAGAAUGGAGUCCACAGAGAAGUGUGAGGCCAUAAUUCAGCAUUUCAAUGGCAAAUUCAUCAAGACUCCACCGGGAGUGCCUGUGCCCACAGAGCCCUUAUUAUGUAAGUUUGCAGACGGAGGUCAAAAGAAGAGGCAGAACCAGGGGAAGUACCUCCAGAAUGGAAGGCCUUGGGCUCGAGACGGAGAUGCGGGAGGAAUGACGCUUGCGUAUGACCCCACAGCCUUACAAAAUGGCUUCUACUCUUCACCCUACAGUCUGGCUCCAAACCGAAUGAUCGCCCAGACUUCCCUCUCACCCUACAUGCAUUCUCCUGUUUCAUCCUACCAGGUACACAGCCCGUCCUGGAUGCACCAUCAGUCAUACCUCAUGCAGCCAGCUGGUACUGUUCUAACCCCAACAAUGGAUCACGCCAUGUCUAUCCAGCCCACUUCCAUGAUGGGACCUCUCACCCAGCAGCUAAGCCACAUGUCGCUUGGCAGCACGGGCACAUAUAUUCCGGCCAACACAUCUAUGCAGGGGACCUACAUCCCCCAGUACACCCCAGUGCCUCCCUCCAGUGUCCCAGAGGAGAACGGUGGUCAACAGCAACAGGUUGCCAUGGAGACUCCCGCAGAACACACGAACUACUCGUACCAACACACCAAGUGAAACUAAGCUCCCGGCAGGGUGGGGCCGAGGGCACGAGGUGAAUCCAACCAAACAGGAUUCAGCUGGAAGAGAACUGUGCUCCAUACCAUCACCAAGCACCCGGACUUGAACAUGGAUAACAAAAGGAACAUAUGUGUGUGUGUGUGUCUUUGUGUGUGUGUGUGCGUGUGAGAAUGUGUGUACGUCUGCAUUUUUUGUUUGUUUGUUUGUUUGUUUGUUUUUAAAGAAAAAAAAGGACAACACUCACAUCAUUGGACUUUUCCUGCUCACAUCCUCAAGAGUUGAUCAACCAAAGGUGGGAAUCUUCUUCACAGAAGCUUUGAUCUAUUUUGAUAACUGAAAAAAAAAAGGAACAUAACAUAACAUAAAAAAAAUUUAAGAGAGGAGGAAAAGACACAGAGCAUUAUUUUUGUGCACGUAAUAUAACAAAUUCUUAUUUUUAAAAAAAAAAGAAAAAGCAUUCUGGACGUUUCAGGGUGAUUCAAGGAAGAGUUGAAACACAAUGUGUCUUUUUUAUUUUUUUGUAAAAUAUGCAAACUUUUAUUUUUAUUUUCCUGAUGUCUGUUGUUUGACGUUCUGUUCGCAGCAGCGGGGGGCAACAAUUUGUACAGAUUUAAAAAAAAAACUUAUAAACACUUUUGCUGGUCUGAUGUGUGGAGUCAUUGUAACUGUGGGAGGCAAACCGUUUAAAGCUACUUCUUCCUGUAACUGCUGCAGAGAUUCUAUUCACGCACAGAUGAUAAUAACAUUGUGUAUAGUUUAGUCAAAUUCAUUUUUUUUUUGUUUUUACUUUGAACCAUUAUUCCGCAAGUGAACAAAUGUUACAAUCAAUUAUUUAUAUUUAUAUUUGAAUUAUAGUUCUAUAUUUUAGAGUUUUUAGAUCAUUGAAACAUACAUUUAUAGAAAAGAAGUUAUUUAAUACUGUAUUCUAUAAAAACAUGAUGAAAUGGAUCUUUGCCCCCCCGACACAUUAAUAAUGAGCUCUAAAGUUUGGCGCAUACAAAUUAUUCAGAAGACGUUUUGAUGAUCCAGUGCUGUGUGCACCAUCAAAAAAUGACAGCUGUUCAUACUAAUAUAUAAUAGUCGUCCUGUGUUGUUAUGAUGUAACUCCAUGUUACAUCCGUGUCCAUGAGAAGUGGUUUUAAGCGGUUUUGUUGUGGCAAACCUUCAGGUAUCUUUAAAACUCGUCCUCCGUUCGGAGGGAUGAAAGCGAACACGCUUUUUACAUCCGAGCAGUUAGAUUACUGAAAGAUUAUGUGUACAAAGAACAAUGCAGUUACUAAAUUAAAGAUAUAGUUUAGCAAAAGCAAAUGAGGGAAAUCAAAUAGAAGACUAACACGAUCCCUGAGAAUAAUUUGUUUGACAGAAAAGGGAGCUGUAAGUCUUUUUUUUUUCAAUGCUGCUGUUGUCACCUGAGUUUGAUUCUCUGUAAGUGAUUUUUUUUUUUUUAGUUUGUAGAAAAUUAAAUGUUUUCUGUUUUUUUUUUCUUUUGUCUGUCACUUGAAAACCUUUUUGAGCUAAUUUGCCUUAUUUUUGAUGAAUUUAUCUUUGAAGUAGAUUUGAUUUUUAGCUGUAGAGUUUAGCUUUUUUAUAGAGUAGAUAUUAGAUUUUUUUCUCUGCGUAGGGAUUGAUGCUGUUUUAUCUUGUGCACAUCAACUUUUUCUCUUGUUUUGUUUUUUCACACAAAUCUCCGUUCCAAACCUUGUGUCGUCUUUCCUUAUAUUGUGUCGGGCCUGUUUUGUAGAAAAAGCCUUUCAGAGCGGAGAGCUGAACCAAACAAUGACUUCAUUUAGCGCUGAUCCAAAAGAUUCAUACUGAUGCUGCAUCAGUGUUGGGGGCUCAAAGAGGCUUCGUACAUACAGUACAAGCCCUGGGUGUGUUUCUGUCUUUCAGUAAGCACAUCGAGGGCUGGAGCUCGCGUCACCACGUACAGUACAUCCAAAUUAUGUUGAAUUUUAAUUUAUACAGAUAUUGAAAACUGUAGAUAUGUAGAUACUAGAAAUCGUGGUUUUACAAAGGACUGCUCACCAGACCAUGGAAGUGCCAUUAAAGACGAUUCUUACAGCCUUUAGUGAGACAGCAAAUCUGAAUGAAUUUCUUGAGUGAUCCAAAAUUCUGCAAAAACUAUUUUUUAGCUAAGCCUUAAUGUUUUUCUCUGAAUGAACUGCCUGAUCUCUCAUAGGAUUGACACUAAGUUGUAUAUAGUACCGAAAAAUGGCAACAGGCUUGUUUGAAUGCCAUCGAGUUAGUCGUUAUGUCAGUCGAGUUAGCUGUAGGUUUUUAUGAGGAGCUUUCCUUCCUGCUCCUCGACCAUCCAGUGAAAAAAAACACAGUGUGAUAACGUCUUUCUCAAGGCUCACAGUUUGAUGAUUCUGUUUUUUUGUCUUUUACAUUUUUUUUUCGUUCACGUCAACUCUCUUUUUUGCUGUGUUUUCCGUUUUCCGCAACCAAAGAUGUUGUAGCCACCCCCGUCUUUUAGCUCUCUGUCACAGACAAACUCCUCUCGUUCGCAGACGAUCAUCUGUUGUACGCAGCUGGAUAUAAAAUGUCCUUUCUUUUCUGGUUUUCUGGUAGAUUCAGAAAGAGUAAUGCACAAAUGGUGGUGAUGUGCAUAAAAUAUUCCACGUUACGACUACAGUUUAAGGUUUUGUGAGAAUGUUUCGGCACCACUGUAUCCGUCAUAAGGACAUGUGUCAAAAUGUUUCAGAUGAUUUUCAGAAUGAAAAUCUCAAUCUGGUUUUGAUUACAUACGUUCAUCAAACUGAGUUUCCCUCAGUAUACGUAAUGGAGUGUUUGAGCGCAUGUAAACAGACUCAUUAUGAACUUUAUUGGUCUCUGCAGACACCCACAAGCUUUUAUGAGAGUGAGAGUUUUUCAGACACGAGAGCUAAUUUUGUAAAUAGUCUUUUUUCCCUCCUUCCACUUCCUCUUUACAUCAUUUUGUUUGUUUCUUCUUGUGUGUUUUUUUUGUUUUGGAUUUUUUUUUUUUUAUGAUUUAUAACCUGUCCAGAUAACACAGUGACUAGCAAGUUUUUCAGAUUCAGUGCACCAUGAAGGAAAAUGUCAUGGAUAUUGUUUAUAUGUUCAGAGAAAUGAUAUUCCAUGUAUUAGCCAUCACUUUUAAUACAAAAACAGGAUUUUGGAACUAUGAAAUGACCACUUGUUACAAUGCAGUGUUUAUUUAUUUUUGUUUUUUUUACAAAUAAAUAAUACAAUACAAAUAAUAUUACAGGAAAAUGAUGCUCCAAAAUUUAGUAGCAUUAUGGAAAUUAGAAAACCUUAAGUUACAUUUAAAUUCUAGGAAUACAAAGAUCUGUGUGCGUUAUAGACAGUGCACAGUAUUUGAAAGGAAAUAAAACUCCUUGCACUUAUUAUUUUUAAUAGACACCGAUUUGAAAAUGCUCUUUUUUGUCCAUCCUAAUGUAGAUUUGAUGGCUUAUUUCAUAGCUUCAAAAUGUUUUGCUGCUAAAACAGGAUUUCCAAACAUGGUUAGAUGGUGCCCCAUCUGGAUUUUCAAAAUGUGCCUUUUUUUUUUAUCUUAAUUUUGUUAAUAAUACAGAUUAUCCCUCAUUUAUUUGAUUUUAAACAAUACCUUCAUAGUACUCAUAUAAAGAAAUUAGUUUACUAUUAUUUUGCUAAUGGACAGUUUAAAUGAUGAUUAUAGACUCAGAAAUGUUGCCUUAAGGUGUCAUUGUUGAAGAUGAAAUCAUAAAACCACGCCUUGUCGCUCCACACUGUAUGAACCAAGUUUGUGUGAAUCCCAGACAUUUUGAAAAUCCCAUGGGCUCAUCUCACUUCCUGCUUGUGAACAGUUUUCUUAUUUAUACAAGAACUCAUUUUGUACAGUUUUGUUAGAGGAAAGAGGUUUUGAUAUUUGCUUAUUUUGCAAAGCCACUUGGCUACUUUUGUCUUCCUGUGCCAGAGUUGCUAAAUUGUCUGUAACUUGUGUUUUUUUUUUAUUGAUUGAGAUAAGAUUUUCCUUCUUUCUUGGUUUUCUCUUUGAAUUUGAAUAUGUCAAUUUUUCUUUUUUUUUUUUUUUAAUAAAAGCCUUGUUU
This is a messenger RNA of Larimichthys crocea (large yellow croaker), 5370 nucleotides long. RefSeq names its product RNA-binding motif, single-stranded-interacting protein 2. The record is from RefSeq and is a predicted model, not a curated record. Lineage: Eukaryota; Metazoa; Chordata; Actinopteri; Sciaenidae. The transcript is spliced from 14 exons. Gene Ontology annotation, molecular function: RNA binding. Gene Ontology annotation, cellular component: ribonucleoprotein complex. Bases 119 to 1315 code for a protein of 398 amino acids.